GUCGCUUACUCCUUGAUUCUUGUGUACAUUCUGGCUGCCAAAACGUACAUUACUUUCAUCUACCACAUUGUCACCGAUUUCAGAUGUCUGACUGGUUCUAGGAAGGAAAAGUCUCAUAGGACGAUGCAUGCACUUCGAAGUCCAACUUUCCUACCAAUCGAAUACAGAAGCUUGGAACUUGUUCAUCGCAUCACGGUUUCUCAAUACGGUCCAAUAAUUCCCAUCACAGAAGCCCUUUGCGGAUACAUAAUUAUUCUCGGAGCAUUCAUGCUAAUCCGACAUUCUCGAGAGUUAGAUAAAACUGCGUUUGGCAUAGUUACGAUGUGGGUAACAAGCAUGCUCCUCCUUUUUACAUGGAUUCUCCGUUUUGGGGGAAUAUUCUUUACUGGAUCAAAGAAGACGAUAAAUUCCUGGAAGUAUUGGAGAGAAAGUGGAAAUGUAAUAUGGAACUCAACUUCGACGCUCAAAUACAUGAAACAAUUUUCAAAAUCAUGUCGACCUCUGGCCAUAGAGUUCCCAGGAUACUACAGAAUCAGCAAUGUUAGUGUACUCAAAUUUUGGCAAGGUGCAAUCCGUGGGGUGGUUCGAGUUUUGUUAGCCUUUAAAUAA
This is a messenger RNA of Folsomia candida, 609 nucleotides long. RefSeq lists its product as uncharacterized. Lineage: Eukaryota; Metazoa; Arthropoda; Collembola; Entomobryomorpha; Isotomidae. The transcript has 3 exons. The record is from RefSeq and is a predicted model, not a curated record. The coding region runs from base 124 to 609 and encodes 161 amino acids.